Molecule: messenger RNA, 945 nt
Organism: Marmota flaviventris (yellow-bellied marmot)
Lineage: Eukaryota; Metazoa; Chordata; Mammalia; Rodentia; Sciuridae
Product: olfactory receptor 9I1-like
Biological process (GO): G protein-coupled receptor signaling pathway
Cellular component (GO): membrane
Molecular function (GO): olfactory receptor activity; G protein-coupled receptor activity
Source: RefSeq, a predicted model, not a curated record
AUGGCCAAGAAUAAUCUCACUACAGUGGCCGAGUUCAUCCUCACAGGCUUUACUGACCACCCGAACUUGGAGACGCCCCUCUUCCUGGUCUUUCUCAGUCUCUAUCUUGUCACCCUUCUGGGGAAUCUGGGGAUGGUGGUUCUCAUCCGAGUGGAUGGGCAGCUCCACACCCCAAUGUACUUCUUCCUGAGCCACCUCUCCCUGCUAGAUGCCUGCUACAGCUCUGUCGUCACCCCCCAGAUCCUGGCCACGCUGACCACAGGCAAAAUGGUCAUCUCCUAUGGCAGCUGUGCUGCCCAGUUCUUCUUCUUCACCAUCUGUGCAGCUACAGAGUGUUUCCUGCUGGCAGUGAUGGCCUAUGACCGCUAUGUAGCUAUUAGCAACCCUCUGCUCUAUGCUAUGGCCAUGGAUCCCAGAAUCUGCUGGAGAUUGGUGCUGGGAGCCUAUGCCUGUGGGAUGUCUGGGGCCAUCCUGAGAACCACGUGCACCUUCUCCCUCUCCUUCUGUGAGGACAACAGGAUCAACUUCUUCUUCUGUGACCUCCCGCCCCUGCUGAAGCUUGCCUGCAGUGACACAAAAAUCAUUGAGAUCAUCAUUGUCUUCUUUGGCAACUUUGUGAUUUUGGCCAAUGCCUUGGUCAUCCUCAUUUCCUACCUGCUCAUCAUCAAGGCCGUUUUGAGGGUGAAGUCUUCAGGGGGCAGGGCCAAGACUUUCUCCACAUGCGCCUCCCACCUCACCGCUGUGGCCCUUUUCUUUGGGACCCUCAUCUUCAUGUAUAUACGAAGCGGCUCAGGAAAAUCCCUGGAGGAAGACAAGGUGGUGUCUGUUGUCUACACUGUGGUCAUCCCCAUGCUGAACCCUCUCAUCUACAGCCUGAGGAACAAGGAUGUGAAAGCUGCCUUCAAAAAGGUCACUGGUAGAGUCCAAGUGUCCCAUAGGGGGUAG